CUGCACUGCCACGCGGAGUCACAUAAUAUUGCGGUGUUCAACACCGCGACCUGAACGCGCCAACAAAUUUUUUUCUUAGCCAAUUGCAGCCUAGGCCUAAGAUGGAAGAUGUCAUGGAUUCUUUCAUAGUGGCCCCGAAAAACAUACAGUCAUCUCCAGUGGCUGAUCUUGCACUGGAGAUGCGAUUUGAUCUUGAACCUCACCAAAAAGAUCUUGUAAAGAAACUCGUCCUUGAGGCGGAGCAGGACAUGGCCCACUUCGAGUACAACGUACGCUGUAUCCGUGAAAAUCUCGUCAAUUAUAUCACGCAGCACAAGGCUUUGCUCACUCCCGUCUCCCGUCUACCUGUCGACAUCUUAUCCAACAUAUUCAUCCUCCUCGCUUCGACUGCGAGGAACACCGUAUUCGAUCUGGAGAGUCCGCCUUGGGUGUUCACACAUGUAUGCAGACGAUGGAGGAAUCUAGCACGGUCCACACCAGAGCUAUGGAGCUAUGUGACAGUGAAGGAUCAGCAGAUUGGAUUAGCGGAUCCUUAUACUCUGUCAUCAGAUCGCAUGGCAGAAGAAUAUUUUCGGCUUUCAAAGGGUGCCCCACUUUACAUCGAACUGGGAUCGAGACGGAACGGCGAAUACUCAGACAGUGUUCUCACCGAUACCGCCCUUGAAUAUUUAGCUGCUCAUUCUAUGCGAUGGAAGACUUUCAAGGCCCGUCUCUCUCUGUCUGAUAUCGCGCAUUUGAGCAUCACUUUGCCAAUCCUCGAAAGCAUUGACCUCGUCAGUGAUUCUGAAUUUGAUGAUGAAUACCCAGAGAAGGUUAGAACAUUCCGCGACGCACCUAGGCUAGUAAAGGCCUCACUCUCCGAGCUUCCUCCCACGACUGUUGUCCAUCUGCCAAAGUCCUUGACCAGUAUCUCCUUCAAGGAUAUGCCCAUGAAUCAAAUCAUGUCUCAUCUCAGGGGGAUAACCCACUCUCUCGUUUCUUGUGAAAUACGAGAGCUUGACGGACCAGCACCUAGCAAACUCAUUUCCCUACGGCUUCCUCGUCUGCAGAGCCUGUGGAUAUCUUUCGCCCAUGACUUCUCCUUAGGCGCCAUGAAACAGCAUACCCGCAGGUUCAUAGGUUGUUUGACACUUCCUGCAUUGACGGAACUUCACGUCAGUGGCUCCGUCACGUUAGAUGUUCAAAUCUUUACGGACCUCAUUCGUCGCUCCAGUUGUAGCAUCCGCUCGUUGUUAUUUGAGUGUGGAGACAUGUUCAAACUUCUUCGGUAUUCCCCCAAUGUUACCCAUCUGUUGUUAACACAGAAAACUUUGGAGCGCGGAGGGUUGAAGCCGCUGGGGUACUCUUCAGGUGAUAAGAAGUUCAUCUUGCCGAAGCUGGAUACUUUGGAGAUCUACGCGACUGGUUUUACGGAAGCGAAGUUUAAAGGUGUCGUUCAAACUAUCAAAAGCCGUUUUGCUACAAAUCCUCAGUUACAGGUCUUUAUCCGCUUGGGUCAUCAGAGAACGCGAUCCUCAGAGACGGGCAUGAAGGAGCAGGAUAUGAAGAACCAGCUAAGGAAAGCAACAGGUAGAGGUCUGAGGACUCAAUUCAUCCUUCCAAGACCUGAACCCGAUGACGAGUCUGAUUGGGACUCGGAAUCGGAAGAUGAAUAUUACCUGUACGAAGAUUCCUCUUAAUAACAGAUGACACAAUUCUAGAC
This is a messenger RNA of Desarmillaria tabescens, 1702 nucleotides long. RefSeq lists its product as uncharacterized. The transcript has 2 exons. The record is from RefSeq and is a predicted model, not a curated record. Gene Ontology annotation, molecular function: protein binding. NCBI's taxonomy places the organism in Eukaryota, Fungi, Basidiomycota, Agaricomycetes, Agaricales, Physalacriaceae. Bases 102 to 1679 code for a protein of 525 amino acids.